GGGCGCUCACUUGGUGGUCAGCCUGGACGUAUCCGCUGCGGCGUACCAAACCUUUCUGGAUCCCCCUUCCCACGCCCCGCCUUGUGGGGCGGAGGGAGGGGGGUUGCUGGUGGGCGUGAGGCGCCCAGGACCGGCCGGACCUGUGAGACCCGGGGCCCCGGUUGCCUGGGGAGCCUGUCACAUCGAGAAGGCAGGCUCUUCCGGGGCUGGGACAGCUGUGGGCGGUAGGAUGCCAUGGUACCAGCAAACUCAUAAAUACCGCCUCCUCACUGGUGGCCGGAGACGUGCGCGCGUGUGCGGGCAGCUGGCGCGCGAGGCAUCUGGAUAACCAUCCCCUUGAGGACAUCCCCGCCGUCCUGCCUCCUGCCCCUGACAUUGCCCCAUCUCCCUCCACUCUCCAUCUUCCCAGCCCCUUUGUGCUGUUCUGGACCUCAUCUGAUCUACUGUGGACCCCUCCCCCUCCCCAUCUGCCCCACCGCCCCAACACUGUCCCCUUACCAUGCGCCCCCUUUGUCCCUGCUGGUCCUGCUGCUGUCUGCUCCUGGUUUUCUCCUUGGGAGUCCUGGGGACCCCAGUGGCUCCCAAGGCUGCCCCUGAGCAAGUCCACCUGUCCUACCCAGGUGAGCCAGGCGCCAUGACGGUCACCUGGACCACAUGGGUCCCCACUCCUUCCGAAGUGCAGUUUGGGCUGCAGCUUGCGGGGCCCCUGCCCCUCCGGGCCCAGGGCACCUUCAGCCCCUUUGUGGAUGGGGGCGCUCUCCGGCGGAAACUCUACAUACACCGGGUCACACUGCGGGGGCUGCUGCCCGGGGUCCAGUAUGUUUACCGCUGCGGCAGUUCUCAGGGCUGGAGCCGUCGGUUCCGCUUCCGGGCCCUGAAGAAUGGUCCCCACUGGAGCCCCCGUCUGGCUGUGUUCGGGGACCUGGGAGCUGACAACCCGAAGGCCUUCCCGCGGCUGCGCAGGGACACCCAGAAGGGCAUGUACGAUGCUGUUCUGCAUGUGGGAGACUUCGCCUACAACAUGGAUCAGGACAAUGCUCGUGUCGGGGACAAGUUCAUGCGGCUCAUCGAGCCUGUGGCUGCCAGCCUGCCCUACAUGACGUGCCCUGGGAAUCACGAGGAACGCUACAACUUCUCCAACUACAAGGCCCGCUUCAGCAUGCCAGGGAACAAUGAAGGCCUGUGGUACAGCUGGGACCUGGGCCCUGCACACAUCAUCUCAUUCUCCACCGAGGUGUACUUCUUCCUCAAUUAUGGCCGCCACCUGGUAGAGAGACAGUUCCACUGGCUGGAGAACGACCUCCAGAAAGCCAAUAAGAACCGGGCAGCCCGGCCAUGGAUCAUUACCAUGGGCCACCGGCCCAUGUACUGUUCCAAUGCCGAUUUGGAUGACUGUACGUGGCAUGAAAGCAAGGUUCGCAAAGGCCUCCGUGGCAAGUUCUAUGGGUUGGAGGAUCUUUUCUACAAAUAUGGGGUUGACCUGCAGCUGUGGGCUCACGAGCACUCCUAUGAACGCCUGUGGCCCAUUUACAACUACCAGGUAUUUAAUGGCAGCCGAGAGAUGCCUUACACCAACCCUCGAGGCCCCGUCCACAUCAUCACGGGAUCUGCUGGCUGUGAGGAACGACUGACCCCCUUCUCCCUCUUCCCUCGGCCCUGGAGCGCCGUGCGCGUGAAGGAAUAUGGGUACACGCGGCUACACAUCCUCAACGGGACCCACCUCCACAUCCAGCAAGUGUCGGACGACCAGGAUGGGAAGAUUGUGGAUGACGUCUGGGUUGUGAGACCACUGGUUGGCCGGAUGAUGUACCUCUAGGCACAGAGGCAGCUCUCAUCAGGAACCCUGGGCCUUGCUGCCUUGGCUAGUGUGACCAGACACUGCCCAGGCCCAGGUGAAGAGUUGGGGCAGGCCUUGACUCCCAGCCGUUCUGAGGCCCCAUGUGGGGUGCAUGCAGCCCCAUGGCAACUGGAGCAGCUCUCCCCUCCUGGAGAGGUGGGGGUACCACCGGCUGUCAUGGGCGGGUCGGCGCCCACGCACAGAGCAAAGCAGGGCAGGUGUGGGGCUGCUCGGCCCUGCUUCCCUGCAUAGCACUGACAGGGUGGGGUGCCUACGGGGCCCCAGGAAUAAAGAGACUUACAGCUGUGGCUCCGUGGACUCUGCACUUUUGCCGGGGAUGCCCCCUGGGCUG
This is a messenger RNA of Neogale vison (American mink), 2189 nucleotides long. RefSeq names its product acid phosphatase 7, tartrate resistant (putative) (gene ACP7). NCBI's taxonomy places the organism in Eukaryota, Metazoa, Chordata, Mammalia, Carnivora, Mustelidae. The transcript is spliced from 13 exons. Bases 500 to 1816 code for a protein of 438 amino acids. Gene Ontology annotation, molecular function: metal ion binding; acid phosphatase activity. The record is from RefSeq and is a predicted model, not a curated record.